Molecule: messenger RNA, 3354 nt
Organism: Triplophysa rosa
Lineage: Eukaryota; Metazoa; Chordata; Actinopteri; Cypriniformes; Nemacheilidae
Gene: cdh26.1
Product: cadherin 26, tandem duplicate 1
Exons: 19
Coding region: 115-2598 (827 amino acids)
Biological process (GO): calcium-dependent cell-cell adhesion; homophilic cell-cell adhesion; cell-cell junction assembly
Cellular component (GO): adherens junction; catenin complex; plasma membrane
Molecular function (GO): cadherin binding; calcium ion binding
Source: RefSeq, a predicted model, not a curated record
AAUUGUGCAGAAGUAGACAAACGCUGUGGGAUGGCUUAUCACAUCUGAUGUUAGUACAGGUGAAAGCCAAAGGUGGUUCAUUUUAGGAGUGUUGGCUAGGAGGAGCAUUUCAGCAUGACAAAGAUCACCUUUUUGCUCUGUCUGCUCGCUUUUGUUCAUCAGCUUGUUGUGGUGACCGCACUCAGAACAAAUGUUACGCACCACAGAGAAAAGCGGGAAGCUGUUCUCAUUCGUUCAAAAAGAAGAUGGGUUCUCUCGACCAUUGAUCUCGAAGAGAACAUGGAAGGACCUUUUCCCUUUAAAUUAACACAGAUGUACAAUGAUAAAGACACAGACUACAAAAUCAAGUUUCUCAUCAAAGGUGAAGGGGUCACGAUAGAACCUUUGGGUUUGUUUAGCAUUGAGGAAAACACUGGAAAUGUGUUUGUUCACCGGCCCGUCGACAGGGAGGUGAAAGCAGUCUACCACGUGGACUUUGACGUUCUGGACAAGAACACUAAUGCUGUGGUGGACAAAACACUGUCAUUUAAUGUGGAAAUAAAGGAUAAGAAUGACAAUCCACCUGAGUUCUCUCCUUCAACCAUCCAUGCAGUAAUUCCAGAGAAUGCGCAAGAUGGCGCAGUCCUGGCAACAUUACUUGCUCACGACAAGGAUCAAAAAAACACUCCUAACUCCCAGUUCACUACGAGAUUGGGCUCCCAAGAACCUGCUUUACCAAAAAUAGUCCUGCAGAACCUUACAAGUACACUGAAUCAGCUUACCCUUGCGGGCUGUUUUGAUUAUGAUAUAGCAAAACGAUAUAAAGUGCUAGUUAUAGCACAGGACAGGGGAAGACCUUUGUUGUCCUCCACUGCAACAGUUUUUCUGGACAUCGGAGACUCCAACACUCAUCCUCCUGAAUUCACAGCUGCCAAGUACAACACUGAAGUCAUGGAAAUGGAAUUCAACAAAGAGAUCUUAAGAAUCGGCGUAACAGACAAAGACACCCCAAACACACCUGCUUCAAGAGCCGUGUUUACCAUCGAGAAGGGCAAUGAAGGAAACUAUGAGAUUAAGACAGACCCAAAAACCAAUGAGGGUGUGUUGUACGUUGUCAAGGGAAAGAAUUUUGAGAAAACACAAAUCACAGAGCUGGAGAUAUCUGUGAAGAACGUGGAGAGGUUAUUUAAAUGUGUUGACGGGAGGCCUGUAACAAAUUUCGACCCUCCACCGAACACUGUUAAAGUGGAGGUGAAAGUCAUCGAUGUGAAUGACCCCCCUGUGUUUAACAAGAACGUGGAGACGCUAUACAGGCCUGAAAACACGAGUCCAGGAGAUUUGCUGUUCACACCUGAGGUUAAAGAUGAAGACUCGGAUGUAGCCAAAAUUAGGUAUGAGUUAGUAAAAGAUUCAGCAAAAUGGGUGGCUGUUGACCCAAAGUCAGGAAAAAUAACCACAGUCAAGAAAAUGGAUCGGGAGUCUUCAUAUGUCGAAAAUGACACCUACACUGUUGUGAUCCAUGCUAUAGAUGAUGGAGAGCCACAAGGCACAGGUACAUGCACCGUAGUAAUAUACCUGGGUGAUGUAAAUGAUAAUGCCCCCUAUCUCCUUAACAAGACUGCGGUCCUAUGCGGGAACAAGGUUGACCGUGUCAACGUGAAGACUGUAGACAUUGACAAACCUCCAUUUUCGGGACCUUUUUCCUUUUCCCUGAUGGGGGAAAAGGAACUUGAAGACCUCUGGAAGUUCGAUCCCACCACAGGGCACAGCACCUCCCUGAUAAGUUUGAAGAGUCUGCCACAUGGAAACUACUCCAUUCCCUUGAAGAUACAGGAUCAACAGGGCUUGGCAGCAGAAGAAGUUUUUAAUGUGGUUGUGUGCGACUGUGUGGGAGAAAAUGUGUGCCGCGGUCGGCAGGCGUGGUCCGCUAGGUUGGAUUCAGCAGGCAUCGGUCUCCUUUUUACUGGAAUUAUCCUGUUGGCCUUAUUACUCCUGUUUUGUUUACUGUGUGAGUGUGGAAGCAAGACUUCUCAACAUAUGCCACUAGACCUGCACGACGAGGGAACCCAAACCCUUAUUAAAUACAAUGAGGAGGGAGGAGGCUCCGUCUAUAAGCCUGAACCUGUUCCAGCUGGCAAUGCUGUUGGCAUGAAGAUUGCAUCUGCACCGCCCGAGCACAUGAUUGAUGGAUUCAAAAAGAGUGAACAUGGCUCACUCAGAAGCCCUUUAGGGUAUUCUUCCAAGAAAUUUCAUGAAAUGUCCAACGGCGGAGGUGUGAGUAGCAUGCCACAUCAAAGCUGGUCAAUGGCUCGAAUCAACACGGGAAGGAGUGGAGUGAGUCAGUUGAGUCGUUCAUAUAGUUCACGAUCAGACAAAAACCUGGCAGAUCAUAUUGACUGGAGACUCAUUGGGCUUCCAGAAGAUCAGAGAGACUAUCCCGAAUAUUUGCCAUAUCAGUAUGAAUGUGAAGGAAAGGAAAGUGAUUGUCAGUCAUUAGAUCAGCUCACGGUUAGCAAUCUCGGAGAUAACCUGGACUUCCUGCAGAACCUCGGGCCAAAAUUCAACACUCUGGGUGGGAUUUGUCAACAAUCCAUGACACGCAAAAAUGUCAGACUUUGAAGAUGGAUGCUGAUUUAACGCUUUGGGUUUUUUACUUUAUAUUAUUCUGUUUUUCUAACACUUCUGUUAUAAACUUUACCUCUUGAAAGUCACCUUUUUACAUGUGGGAGACCGGUGUAAGACACAAAGGGUUAACAGGGUUUUUAGGCUCUUUUUUAGACUUUUAUUAUGGCUAUACGCUUUCAAAAUUAAGUCUUCAGUGCCAUGUCUGGCCAUGAAGGAUCUCUGGGAUAAACUGUGCAUUUAAGUUUAAUAUAAAAAAAGAGCAUUUUUGAACUUUGGUGCUUGAAAUGAAAAUUCACAGGACUUCUGCUUAUGCUCCAAAAAAGAUGUUACCAAACUAGUAUUUUUGUCUUGUUUCCAGGAACGAUAUCCUUUAAAUCUAGACUUUAGUCAAGAAACAGAACUGUGACUUAUUUUCGUGGAUACGUUUUAAAGUUAGUUUGUUUUUCUUACCACAUUGUCAUUUUGAGGCAUAAAUCUAACAAAAUUUAAAAGCUCACUUCAAUUAAGAUAAAGCCUAUUCUCUAAAAAAAGUAUCAUAAUGUAAUUUAUGUAAACAAAUUAGUAUAUUUAUUGAGGAUGUUUUAGUGAAAACAACAAAAACAUGAUUGAGAAAAUUUUUUGCAGAUCAUCGGUGUUGUUUUGCACUUAACUUGGAUGACUCCAGCACUUGUGCUUAAGAACUUUAUAGCUUUCACUUGGGCUCAAAUGUGAAUGAAAAACAGCAGAGGUGAUUAAAGAUUAUAAAUAAAA